This is a messenger RNA of Pelagomonas calceolata, 1549 nucleotides long. NCBI's taxonomy places the organism in Eukaryota, Pelagophyceae, Pelagomonadales, Pelagomonadaceae. The record is from the annotation of a GenBank genome assembly.
AACUCGAGCUCCGCCACCAGCUUUUGUAGGGAUUGCUCGCGUACCCAGGGCUGGCCACGCUCGUUGCACACGCCCCCCGGCCACUUGCAAACGCACCUGCGUCGCGACGCCCCACCGUUGCUUGCCUGCACACUGGGAGGACAAGAGCACUACAAUGGAGCUGGACCGGACGCCGCCGCCGCAGCAGCCGAAACCAAAACGAAGGAGCCACCACUCCGCACGGCUACCCGACGACUGCUUGAAAAAGCUCUUCGAGUUCGCGCCUCUCAGUAGUCUGCUGCACACGCUCCUCGUCUCGACGCCCUGGCGCGAGAACGCUUUAGAUGAUCCGCGCUGGGACCCGAUCCUGCCGCCGCCGGCCUUGCGGGCGCCGAGCCAGUGGCUGCGGCCGUCGACGCGGGCCGAACGAUGUAUAUAUGCGCGCUACUACGCGCGCUACCUCCUCGUCCUCGAUAACUGGCGAAGGGCGGUCCUCGACGACGAGGGCGCCGUCACGACGGCGCGCGGCCGCACGACGGCAUUAGAUGGCUGGUUCGCGCUCGCGCCGUGGGCGAAGACGGGCAUGCGCGGCGGCCGGCCCCUGGCCUGGCUGCGCCACGCCGUCUGGCUGCCCGAGGCGGCCCGCGCGACGGAUAGAUUAAGGCGAAGCGCGCGCCUGCCGCCGCGGUCGCGCGACCAGGAGCGGUGCGCCUUCUUCAAUGAAAACCACGAGGAUGAGCAGCAGGAGGAGGGCCCGCUGCCGCUGCCCGUGUUACCUGCCGCAGCGCUCAGGAGGUUAGAAACGGAGGGCCUGACCAGCGCAUUUUCGGCCGGCGCCGCGGCCGUCGCGGACCGGUUGGAACGGGAGCGCCAGCCGCCGCUCUCCCAAACAAGCGUCACGGUGGCCUACGCGCACGGCAACGCGAGCGAGGACCCGCAGCUCUGGGGCAACGUCGACCAGAUCUUGUGGGGCUGCGCGACGAUCGGGGCCCAGUUUUUGAGUGCGUACUUCGGACCGGGGUCGUCGAUCACGCUGGCGCGGCGGCACAUCCCGGGCCUCGCGGUGGGCGAGGCGCAGAACGUCGCGAGCUUUCGGGUCGAGGAGCCGCCCGGCGACUCCGUGAGGGUCGUGGUUACGGGGGGGCGUAUUGUAGAUGAGGGGAACCGCGGGCGCAUCGUCACGUCGCUGACGCCGCGCACGCGCGUGCUGUCUUUUCUGGACCUUGGGCCGGGCUUCGAGCUGGCGGCGCGAGGGGCGUGUGCUAUCAUCCUGCACGCGGCACUGCGGGCCGUGGGAUUGCCGCUCUGCGCGCACACGAGGUGCGCCUUGAACCCGAUCGAGACGGCGGGCGACCUCGCGAGCGCGUCGUUACUCUGCUGCCCCGUGUGCUAUCGACGAUUAGAAUUGCGGGGCGUGCCAGUGCACAACACGAUCCAGGCCGUCGCGCGCGUCUCGAAGCGCUGGCGCGACUCGUCGGCAUGGGACCUCGGCGUGCUGGCGCGCUGGGGAUACGUCGAUAUGAAUGAGGCGGCGGUGGACCUGACGAACGCAUAACUGAUUUUUAGUCUC